AUGGAUCCCGGCUGUCUCGGUGGUGCCCAGCAACGGGACAAGAGGCAAGGCGCAGAAACUAAUGCACAGGGAGCGACCACGGAGUAUAAGGACGAACUUAACUGCGCGGGUGACCGAGCACGGGAACAGACUGUCCAGAGAGGGAGCGGACUCUCCCUCACUGGAAAAAUUCAGGGACCGUCUGAACGCAAUCCUGUGCCACGUGCUCUGGGAUUACCCUCCUGGAGCAGGGCGGCUGGACCACACGCUCCACCGUGCUCCCUCCAGCCUGUCCCACUCCGUGAGCCGCAGAAGCCGCUCAGCGCCCGCAGCCCCCGCUGCCACCCCGCACCGGCGGAGGCGGCCCCGGCCGCCCGCGCUGCCCUGAGCGCGGCCCAGGCACGGCACACAGCGCACCACGAGAGGCCGCCGCAGGAAGAGGGGCGAGGAUGGGGAGGAAAAGAAGCCCGAGGUUACCUCUCCCGGCGCCGGGCCGGGCUGAGCCGCACCACCGCCGCUGCCCGCCCGCGCCGGCCGCGCCGCGCCCCUUCGCUUCCCUUUCCUUUUCCGGGUACGGCGGCCCGCGGGGGCGGGGCCGCCUCACGUGGGGCCCGAGCGGCCGCGACCGCGACCGGGCUGCCCCGGAGCCUGUCAGGGCCGUCCCGCCGCUCCUGUCCGCGACCUGGGCACGGGGCAGUCAGCAGCAAAGAGGAGCUGGCCCAGAGCCUGUCAGGGCCGUCCCGCCGCUCCUGUCCGCCACCAGGGCCCGGGGCAGUCAGCAGCAAGGAGGAGCUGGCCCGGGAGGAAGGAGGUGACAGCCUUUUCAGCAUGGAAAAAUGGAUUAGGAAGAAGAAGAUGGAAAUGAAAAAGCUUGUGAAAUAAUACCACAUUUAACUGAUGUGAUUGGUGUUGCCCAAAAAUGCCUUGAUUGCUGUGCUGAGUGUGUGCCAGUGCAAAUGCCUCAAGACUUACUAGUUGGGAAUCAGUAAGGAGCUGGCUGUUGGUGCAGUUCCAGUCUCUUAGCAAGGCUUUAUCACAGUGCCUUGUGUGAGCUCAACAUUAUGCACUUAAUGGAGGUGAUGAUAGGGAAGUGGGCCUGAGCAUGAUGCUGGGAAUCACCCUUAAGUGGUCCUUCUAAGCUUCUACCUCUAAAAGUUUCUUGAGAUUUGGAAAGUUUAUUUCCUUGCCUUUUAAAUUUUUAUGGAGAACAUCAGUAUCUUUGAUUAGAGAUAAUAAAUGUUUUAUAAAAUAAAUGAAAACUCUGAAAGUUAAAAAAUUUGGUUUUAGUUUAAACUGCAAAGUUGUUAGCAUAGAAUUUCUGGACAGCUGAAACCUCACACAAAACUCCCAUCUUUUUCUUUAAAAUCUCCAGUACUCCUUAUAUUCUAUUAACAACACUUCACAGUUGUAAAGAAAUCCCUGAAUCAGGAAUUCCUUGUUACUGUUCCAGUAGGGUCCUCCUUUCAGUACUAUGCAGAACAAGAAGUUGUCAAUUGCAUAUUUGAUGUUGUUGUAUUCUAAGUCCUAAAGAUGCCUUUUAAUGUGGCAAUGUCCUUUGUUUUUGUGUGUGUUCUGUGGUGGUUUGCAAAAUCCUUAGAAUUCUGUCUGUAAAAAAAAAAAAUUAAAAAUAUUGGUGUUACUGGUUAUGUCUUCCAAAUGGCUACAGAUUUUCUGAAACCUAUAACUGAGUUUUGGAGGGGAGUUUUGUUUUGUUUUGAUUUGUUUUAAUUAGCAUAAAUACAUGACAUUAAUUUCUUAAGUUAAAAAAAAAAAGAAUAUAUAUAUAUCCUUACGUCAAAUUCUCCACAACCUUCUCCUGUGCUCCUUUCUUUCUUUAGUGACUCAUCCUCAUGUCAGCAAAUUCUUUUCUGAAGACCUCUCUGAAAUAGAGAGGUUUUGUCUGAAGAAAUAAUUAUCUGGAAGUUUCACAGCAAGAGCAUUGGAUCCUUUUGUCUGUGCUUAGCUGCACAGAUGUCUGGGGAAGUGCUAACUGCCAGGGUGGGGCUUUGACUUGUAUCAUACAUUUUCUUACAAAUCAUGGCUAUAGAUAUGACCUGCUUGCAAGUAAUUUCUGAAGAAUAAGCCCUAAAGUGAUGGAAAUAGUAAAGAAUAGAAAUAAAAUAUUAAAGUUAUGCUAUUAUCCCCUGCAGAGGAUCUUUUGCCUUUGGCCUGAUCCAUCAGUUAUUGAAGUCUGUGGAAAAACUCCCUAGGGAUUUGAACAUAUGAUCACAGAUACUUAUAAACCAAAAACUUUGCAGUUUGGGUCUGCUGCAAUUUUUGUGUUCAGUAAUUUUGAUUAUAUCUUGUGUUCUUAAUGCUGAUGGUGCAUGGAAUAUCAGUAUUGAAAAUAAUUUGUAAACUGUUAAGCUGUGCUUGAUAAUGUGAUUACACAGAAAAGCGUCUUGGCAUUAGCUGUAUGUGGGGUUAUCAGAGUCUCGUAGCCAUGAGCACAGAGGAGCAGUGACUUGAGGGGAAACUCCAGUGGCCAAGUCACUGGAUAAACAUGAGGGAAAUGCCCUGCUCUGCAUAUUGGACUGU
Messenger RNA from Taeniopygia guttata (zebra finch), 2517 nucleotides. NCBI's taxonomy places the organism in Eukaryota, Metazoa, Chordata, Aves, Passeriformes, Estrildidae. The record is from RefSeq and is a predicted model, not a curated record.